CAACAUAUUGUUAACAUUUGUUAACACAUUGAUUUGUUCGAAGACAUUUUGAUUACUGUAUUGUGUUUGGAAAAUGAAAAAAAAAAUCCUUUAGGUUUGCAACGUGGAUGCAGUAACCCUCCUUGCCAGCAGGUGUCAGUAUCGAGUUCACAGAAGAGUGAAAGCCGCAGACAGACUCCGGAAGCGCGGAUUUUCCUGCAGCGGAGAGAUGGAAGCCUCGGAGUUUGAGGAUGUUUUGGAUGAAUGGUUUAUAGAAUCCUUGACAGCGUACAAAGAUCUCCAUGUUUAUCAGCUGGAGCAUCCCACCCAGGUCAUCGAGUGGACAUCUGGGAAAACCGUUUGCGUGGCGGGAUACGGUUCCUCCAAAAACCAGCUCUUGGAGCUUCGAUUACCACUCAAGCUUUUUGCAGAAGAAAACAAGGGUCUCUGUGCAGAGCGGGAUUUCAAACUUCUCCAUGGUGGUUUCUCAGACGGGCCAGUUGGCUGCCUCAGACAUAUCCCAGCAUCCAGGCAGACUGAUUGUGACCAAUGAUGGACAGGGGACUGACCUGCAGGUGUGGGACCUUGGAGGAGAUGACAGUGACGUGAUCAGAAGAACAGGAACUGUCAAAGGGAGGGAAAGCGCCCAACAGUGUGGAAGCAGGAUUGCAGCUUCACCGUCUUCAUCGCCUCAAGUCCUUCAUGGAGCAGAGAGCGGCAGUGUCCAGCUGACUCAGCUGACUUCAGGACAAUCCCUUUAUAAAUUAGAGACCGACACUUCAGAUCCUCUGAACUCCUUACAGUUCACGAGUGAUGCGGUUUUCCUCGCCGGAUGCUCCAACGGGAGAAUUUACAUGGCUGACACCCGAGUGUCCGCCGCUCCUCAGAUGUCACCUCCGCCUGCAUCUUCAGGUCAGUCCGCCGUCUGGUGGACAGACGCCACUGCAGACCCUCAGCAGGCGAGCUGCAGGGUUGUCAGGCUGUCUUCCUCUGGACACGCCGUGGUUUCAGACCUGAGGAAGCUGGGAGAAGCCGUGUGUCAGGCUCAGCUGGACAUCCACUGCAGCUCGGACAACGUCACGGUGUCCUGGGCUCCGAGGAGGAACUACAUCUCCGCGUCAGGCUUCAGUGGAGUUGUGGACAUCUAUGACACGCGUGACUGGAGGAUAGAGUUGCGGCGAGUUCAACCGCUUUUUCAGCAUCGUGGUCACGAAGUCUCGUGUAAGCAGGCUGACGGCUGCGACCCUGUCUGCAUCACCGCCCACGUCUGGCACCCUGAGCGCCCGCAGACGCUGCUGUCCACCGCUUCAGACGGCUCAGUCCACGUCUGGGACUGGGUGGAACCGGAUUCUAAAAGAGCAGAAUCCAAAUCAGAACCCAGUAUAUUGCAGGACCAGAAAUAAACUGGAGGUUGGACAGCAUGAAUCACCUCAGACACACGGAUGGAGUAUUGAAUGAUAAAUAUUUCAUUUCAACAAGGGAGUGUGACUGGUCCACAGGGACUCGUUAAAACUGCCACAAUUGACCUUCUUGAAAACUCAUGACUCAGCUGUUACCCGUACAGCAUCAGCUGCGGUGUCUAAUAAAUAAAAUAAUUAUGAGUCAGAAAAUAUCAUUUUACUUCAAAUUAUUCCCCAUCCAAAUUAUUUUGAGUGUGUAUGUUUUUUUUUUUACCUCAUAUUUAGUCAAAAAACUUUAGUUUCUUAAUAUGAAACACUUAAAACCCAUCUAUGGAAACACAUUUUUCAGACUUGAGUUAGUAAAAUACUUUUUGCACCUGGAUUUUGUUUUACUGAGCAACUGGAUGUUUUUGUCCUUGGUUUAUACGGCCAAAAAGGACAGCUCAGUGAAGGAUGGAAUUCUUAUUCAACCACUCUGAAUGAAGGGAGGCGAUGAUGGUUAUACUUAAAUUUUUUUUUUUUUUUUUUAAUCAAUCCACCCGAGUCGAAAGCCCUGAAAAAGGGCGGACAGUUGUGCGUCUGUAGAAUGACUAACCUACAUUAGGAAAACUGUCCCUUCAUUGAAACAACAGGAAUAAUUCCAGCUGAGAAAAUAUAGUAACAUCAUGUCAUGACCGUGACCUUAUGUCACCUUCAGUUCACAGCAGUGAAUGGUUUACCACAGAAUAAGAGGACAUGUGUCCAUCCAAGGCACAGUUUGUUCACUAUGUAACAGUGAACUCUGAUAUAUUACAGAUAAAUAGGAUUUAAACUGAACUCGGUAAUGAAGGUGAAGUUUCAGUUCUAAGCAGCCGGAACCGUUCUGCAACUGUUUUUAGAGGAGAAAUAUAAGAUAAGAAUGAGCAAACGGUGCAAACCACUCACUUUUUUAGGGGACCGACAUUUAAAAAAAGAAACAAGAAAAAGGGGUUUUCACAACCAGAUUAAAAGGAAAGAAACUUUUUAAGGAAGAUUUUUUUUAAUAACUCAGACCUUAAUUUUGAUAAACACGUUAAAGUAAAUGAAAAUUGUCUUUUGGUGUUUCUAACAUGUUCUUGUAUCGUUUUCCUCAUGAGGAAGGAUGUAUAUAAAGAAAAUUAAGAAUACAACUGUGUUUGGGAAUUUCAAAUAAAACUGUUGUGAAUCAGGAGCACACAAAAAGAUGCAGUUUGAAAAAGUUUGUAGUUGCGUAAAAGCUACAAUUAGUGGGCCACGAGCUCCGUUCCAUUCUGAUGCAUCCACUUCCAGACAAAUAUACUUUGUCUACAUUAAACCUUAAGCAUUGAAAGCAUUUUUACAAAAAUACAAAUCUAGUAACAACUUUCAGAAAUUUCUGAAAGGAGCUUUGAAAAUUUCUCAGCAACGUUUUUAUCAGAAUAAUUCUGCUUUCAGAUCAGAGGGGGAAUAUUUUUGCAGCUUGAUUUAGAAAAAUAGUUUUAAAAAAGGCAAGACUUGAGCAACAGAGCGGCAUCACACAGCUGAUUGUGUGUGGGUUAGAUUUCCUACAGUUGCUGAUGCUUGUCCAAAAAUGAAGUGGAGGAAGUUCUGCAGAGCAGACAGGAUCAUCUAAACAGUGUCAAACUGUUUUAGUCUUGGAGAAUCAAGCAGUGUACUCCUCGUUGCAUAAUCUGAUGUUAUAGUCUGACGCGUCAUCUGCUUGGAGUGGUUUCUUUUUAUAGCCUUCUGCACACACUGCAGCUCAAAAGUCCUGUUUGGUUUCUCUAUAAAAAGAAAAGUUAUUGUUAAUAAUUUAAAGUAACAAAGAUGUUUAGUAAUGUCUCAUCUUUGAAAGUACUGAAGACGGAAAGAAAUGAUUGUUGUGGAGUCUCCGUUAAUAAACUUUUAAGUUUAUUCCACCA
Oryzias latipes (Japanese medaka) is the source of this 3277-nucleotide messenger RNA. It is a transcript of the gene wdr73, whose product is annotated as WD repeat domain 73. Gene Ontology annotation, cellular component: spindle pole; cytosol. The record is from RefSeq and is a predicted model, not a curated record. Gene Ontology annotation, molecular function: protein binding. Gene Ontology annotation, biological process: cytoplasmic microtubule organization. Lineage: Eukaryota; Metazoa; Chordata; Actinopteri; Beloniformes; Adrianichthyidae.